Molecule: messenger RNA, 1968 nt
Organism: Nicotiana tabacum (common tobacco)
Lineage: Eukaryota; Viridiplantae; Streptophyta; Magnoliopsida; Solanales; Solanaceae
Source: RefSeq, a predicted model, not a curated record
AUGGUAUCAGAGCCACAGAAUCUCAUAGAUCCGGUGUUCCCUUUCCUUCCGAGGUUACCUUCAUCGGAUUUCAUCACCGUUACGAUCUCCGACGAAACUGACGAAAUUGAUGGAUUUUUUUACUGGUCGAGCUAUAUUGCGGUCUUCUCUUCUGCACAAUACGAUAACUAUCGCUUCUUCACUGGAUUAUUUUUUUUUAGCAUUGUUUUGGUUUUAAUGGUGAUAUCUGCUGCAUCUUCGCCUUCGUCUAUUUCUGAUACUACAAGUGAUACUACCCCAAUACACACCCGUCUUCCUUUCCAUCCUGCUGAUUAUACUCACCCUUGCCAUCCUUUAUAUGUUCAUCCUUCUGAUUUGUUGGGAAGCUCUUUAGUUUCUGAGCCCUUUGAUGGGAUUUGUUGUGGGAGUUGGCGACGAUCCGUGUUGGCUGCCCUUUUCGUUAGAAACAAGCUGGAUUUCAUCCAUGGGACUGUUGAGAAACCUCCUGAGGGAUCUCCUCUCAUGCGACAGUGGCAGAGAUGCAAUAAUUUAGUUGUUGCAUGGCUUUCCAACUCUGUCACUAAGCAAAUCCAUCGAACAGUCGUAUAUUCUGAAUAUGCUAAGGAUAUUUGGAGGGAAUUAGAGACUAGGUAUGGGCAGGCUGAUGGAGCUAAAGUUUUUGAGCUAAAGAAGGAACUAGCUCACAUUUCUCAGGGUGCUCUUGACAUUGUCACUUACUUCAACAAAAUAAAGCAACUCUGGGAUGAGUUGGCUUCUAUUUCUGAGUGUAAGUGCACUUGUGGUGGUGGCGUAAAGGCAGAGGAGGAGCAACGUGUUUACCAGUUUUUGAUGGGGUUGAAUGAUGUAUAUGUUCAGAAAUCUGGACGUAGCAUUGAAAAGUGCUACAAGCUCCAUGGUUUUCCACCCAAUUUCAAAUUCACAAAGAAUGUUGCACCUCGAAGAGCAUCUGCCAAUGCUGCUAUUGAGUCUUCUUAUGUCUUCUCAUUCCAUUCUAGCCCUAGUCCCAGUACUGUAUUUUCAAAUGAUGCAUCUGAUCAGCACUCUGGAGUGCCAGGGCUGACCAAGGAGCAAUAUUCUCAACUGAUGGUGCUUCUGCAACAGUCUCAUGUUAGCCCAGAUCCUUCUCACUCUCUCAUGGCCUCUACUCAUUUUGCUGGUAGGAUUGCUACUCACAGUGUGUUACUUAAACCUGCUUUAUUUUCACAAGUAGAUAGUUCAACUUGGAUUCUUGACUCUGGGGCAUCUGAUCAUAUGACUUCUCAAAAGUCUCUUCUCUUUAAUCUACAACCUCUCACUAUUCCAUGCCUUGUAUCUCUUCCUAAUGGAUAUAAAGUUAAGGUUACACUUACUGGAUCUUUGACUUUGUUUUCCAAUUUCACACUUCAUAAUGUCCUCUACGUUCCAACUUUCCAGUUUAACCUUAUUUCUGUUUAUCAGUUAGUGGCACAAUUUGAUGGCAUUGCUCAGUUCUUUAAGGCUAUGUGUGUCUUACAGGGCCCUUCUCUGAAGAAGCCACUGGUUCUUGGUAAACUGGACAAAGGGUUAUACAAGCUGGACAUUACUCAAUCAACAUCCAUGCCAUGUUCAUCUCUUUCUGUUGUUUCUUUUCCUGUUAUUGAUGUGUGUUCACCUGAUUCUGUUUUUUCUGUUGAUCCUGUUUGUAAUUCAUCUCAUUCCACUAUUAAUAAAAUGGAUGUUCUUUGGCAUUUUAGACUAGGACAUGUAACUUUUUCUAAGAUGAAACUUAUUUCUGAUAUUAGUCCUUGUAUUUCCCCUAAGCAAUCCUUCCCUUGUUCUGUCUGUCCCUUGGCCAAGCAAACUAGGUUAUCUUUCCCUGAUAGUUCCAUUCAAUCUUCUUUCCCAUUUCAACUAAUCCAUGUUGAUACUUGGGGUCCCUACCAUUCCCCCGCAUCAGGUGGUGCCAGGUAUUUCCUCACUAUAGUUGAUGACUAUACUAGGGCUAUCUGA